AACAUGAGCGCUUCCCGCGGCUCGGCGAUGCACCAUCUUCGCUCAUCUGGAAGACUGGGCUGAUGUACAGUAGGAGAUGAAGCGUUCAGACAGCGACACAUCUCAAACAAGUCAUUCAGCGCGAUGAUGACGCGCUCCUUGUCCAAGCCAGCAUCGACGGUCAGGGCGCCCUCAAGAUGUCGGCGGCGUGCCGAGGUACCUCUCCUUCGAGCUCAACAGCCUGGCGUGCCUCGAGGAGGCCAGGGACCUCGGGUACGACGCCUUCAAGGUGGUCGCGCAGGGCGCCCACCGCGCGGAGCACCUGCUGGACGAGCACGGCCGGCCGCUGACACACGCGGGGCCCUGGGGGGAGGCCGCCGUGGGAGCGGGCGGCGACGGCGGUUGGCGGUCCUUCCAGGACGCCCUGGAGGACUGCCACCGCCUCUGCCUGGUGCACGACGCCGCGGCGGACGUCCCCGGCUUCGCGGCCGGCCCCCCGCGCUUCGUGGACCGGGACUUCGCCACGCUGCGAGCGUGCUUCCCUGUGGAGAGCCGCGACGACGAGGAGUGGUACGACGUGCACUGCCGGCACCGCAGCGCCGCGCCCGCCGCUCCGGCACCGCGGGCCCCCAGCGCCGCCCGCGCGCGGGGCGGAGCCCGGGAGCAGCGGAGCCGGGGAGGGCCUCUGACGAGGGUGGCCUGCCCAGCCAAUUGUCUCACACGCCUUUCAUCCACGGCAAGCAGGUGUCGUUGGACGUCAUGCUCUUGGUCUGGGCCCUGGGCCUCAGAGUCGAGACGGACCUGUCGCCGAGCGCAUUCCGAAUACGAGUCCCCCCACAAGCCUCUCGAAUCUUCGCGGCCCCCCUGUGCCUGGGCGCCUCGGAUCUGCGCAGGGCCUUCGCUGGCGCUGGCGAGGCCCUUGUUUUUGAGGUCCCGGGGGCUGGCCAUGAACUCCACCCUUGGGAAGAGGACCGCCUUGCCGAGACGGGGACAACGGUUCUAAAUCUCUUCUUCGUGGCCGCGCCGCUGGACGCUUCGGGGCAUGGAGUCGGCAAGGCCCAGCCGGAUCCGGCGCGCGUGGGGCAGGCGACGGUGAGGACCGCGUGGCCGAUCUGGCAGGUGGACUCGGCGAUCGACCGGAGUGAUCCCAGGUCGCUGCACCUGGCUGUGCACGCUCGGAGGGGCCAGGGCGCCCCCGGGGAGGCUGCCGCGGCAGGCUCGUCGGGGCACUUCGGCAUCGUGCUGAACUUCGAGGACGCCACCAAGUGCUGCGAGGCCCAGGGCCACCUGUCGAGGCGGCGCUGGGCGUUGCGGUCGCUGCUGUUGCAGCAGGCCGUCGCCCUCGCGGACAGUUUCUGCGGCGCCGCGUCCCCUGCGGCGGAGGCCGCCCCCGAGCACGCCGCGUACCCCGACGGUGGCGCUGGCCACUGGCGGGCGCCCCCCGACGUGGGCGGACGGGGCGCGCCGGCCGAGGCGGGCGCCUGGGUGGCGCCCGCGGAGGAUAGGCCGCCGGAGAUGGGCCAGCAGGUGACCUGCGGCUGCUUCGGGCGCCACCCUCAGGAGGAGGCCAAGUCUGCGCCCAGGCACGCGUGCAGGGAGGGGUUCGAGCAUCGAAGGUCUGAGGUCGUCAGGCUGCAGGCGACCGAGGCCCUGCUGGCCGACGGGAGCGGGUGGCCCGCGCUCGCGCUCAGGCCGGCGCCGGCCGAGGCGGGCCCACCUGGCCUCGCCGCCCGCGGCGCUGGCGGCGCCGCGGCGGGGAGCAGCGCCAGGGCGGGAGACGAGCUGCAGGCGUGGUUGGCAGCUGGCAGGCGGCACCUGGUACUUCACAUGGAUAUCAACAAGACGGUGCUCAUGUGCGACAGCGCGGGCGGCAAGGACUCCACGCAGGUGGUGCACGAGGUGAUCGCCAGCACCUCCUGGGGCGUGGAGGUGGACGGCCAGUGGCUGCUCCUCGAGGGCUCGGCCCCCGGCGUCCUGCGGCCUGAGGGCGACGGCUCUGGGGACGUGCUGAGCUACGCGGAGUGGGUCGAGCGGAAGCUUCCCGGGAGGGACAACUCGAAGGCGAGGCAAAGGCUCAUCGGCGUCGUCUGCGAGGACGGGUCCCCGGGGAUCAUGCUCCGCGGGCACGCCGAGAGGCUCCGAGCUGGCCUGAAGAUGCCGGACGGUACCGAUGUCGGGCUCUUGCCCGCCUUCUUCGAGCUGCUGCUAGCCCUCAAAACCGCAGAGCGGUCCUUCGCUCUGUGCUUCCGCAGCUUCGGGGAGGACAUGGACGUCGUAGCCGAGGAGCUGAACAUGUUCUGCGAGGGCCGGCACCCGCUGUUCCCCGGGGCGGUCUUCGACGGCAGGGACGGGCAGCCCGACUACCGGAUCUCCCUGUCGAGCCCGCACCAGUGCGGGACCUUUUUCCGGGACGAUUCCGGGAUUAAGCUCGUGAUGGGUACCAUCGACCAGCCGGGCGAGGGCAGGUUCAAGCACGUCGCGCCGAGCAUUGAUUUUUACGACUCCUUCACCGGGGUGGACGUGCGCUCCGGCUCGGAGGCCGAGAUCGGCGAGUUUGUCCGGAAACUCACUUCCACCACGGGCACCUUCGCCCUGCGGGACCACUUCUUCCACUGGAAAAACAAGAAGCAGUCGUCCACGGCUGGCAAGGUCUUCUUUUUCGAUGCCUCCGCCAGCACCAGCACGCACGACAUGUUCUUCGACGACAACAUUCGCUACAGCGAGACGCACAUAGUGCACCCAGUCGAGAUCAACAGCCCAGAGAGCCCGCAGUGGGCAAGCUCCCUCCUGCUGACGCACCUGUGCCGCGCCGAGGCGCUGGAAGCCAUCAGCGACAGGCUCUACUUUGUCAAGGAGGUGGUGCAGCGCGAAAGGCGCUUCGAGCGAAAGUUGCAGGCGAGGCAGAAGUUAGCUAGGUGCAUGCGGAAGGUGAAGGCAUUGAGAUGUUUCAUGUCCUUCAGCUUGGACUCGGCGCAAAUUGAGGACACGUACGACCCGUGGAAGGGUCUAAGGAAACACGACUGUCAGAUUUCACUCACAAGGGACGAAUCCUCCCCAGACGAUAUAUAUUAA
Molecule: messenger RNA, 3051 nt
Organism: Prorocentrum cordatum
Lineage: Eukaryota; Dinophyceae; Prorocentrales; Prorocentraceae
Source: the annotation of a GenBank genome assembly